GAGCCGUGGUGGUGGUGGCCAUGGUGGAGCUCAGGGUCUCGCCCCGCCGUGACGGUGCUUGUCCCCAUAGGGCUGUGGGUCCGCAAUGGGACGGGGCUGAUCCGCAGGGAGGGCCAGCAGCUCUACUGGACCUUCGUGGCCCCCCAGUUGGGCUACUGGGCGGCGGCAGUGCCCUCUCCUAGCCCAGGGCUGGUGGCCGUGGCUGCGGGCAUGAAGGACAUCACGGCGUACCACACCAUCUUCCUGCUCACCAUCCUGGGCGCGCUGGCCCUGCUCGUGCUCACCCUGCUCUGCCUCCUCAUCUACUACUGCAGGCGCCGCUGCCUGAAGCCACGCCAGCAGCACCGCAAGCUGCCGUUGUCGGGGACGUUGGACCCCUCCAAGCGGGACCAGGCCACGUCCAUGUCACAGCUCAACCUCAUCUGCAGCAGCCACCUGGAGACGGCGUCCUCGGGGGGGGACACGGAGGCUCACAGCCCCGUCCUCAAAUUCGACAGCUCCCGCGAGGACUUCUUCAAGCAGGUCCCCUCCUCCGCGCCCCAAACAUCCUCCAACGCCGCGCCGCGCCGCUGCCACCCCCGUGAGGACUUCACCCCCAGCGAGGGUCCCCCCACCGCCUCCCAUGGAGCCGAAGUGCCACCGUCCGACCCGCUGCCACCGCCGCCACCGCCGCCACCGCGGCCGCCGUCAUUGGGAGCGCCCAUGGGGCCAGCGAUGGGGCCAGCAAUGGGGCCGCCCAUGGGGCCGCCGGGGCCGCUGAUCCUGUGCGGAGCGCUGGAGGGUCCGCAGGAGGACGUGUACCGCGGCGUGGUGCCCACCCUGCUCAUCCCCGCGCGCUACAUGCGCCUGGACGGGGCCGCCGAGGGCGCGCAGCAGCUGGAAGCGACCAACCCGGCGGCGGCGGCGAGCGGCUCGAGCCAGGCUGCGGCCCCGGCCCAAGGCGGCGGCGGCGGCCCCGUGGCCAUCCCCGUGCUGCUCAACGAGUCCGCGGUGGCGCAGCUCAACGGCGAGCUGCAGGCGCUGGCCGAGCAGAAGCUGGUGGCGCCGCGCGCCUGGUUCGUGUCCCUGGACGGGCGCGCGUCCCACGUCCGCCAUUCCUACAUCGACCUGCAGGGCGGCGACAGAGGGCCGCCCCGCUCGCGGCCGCCCCCCCCCCGCGGGCCGCCGUCGCCCGAGGACAGCGCGCUGGCCCCGCUGCUGGGGGGGCCGCCCGUGGGGCGCCGCGGGGCCGGGGGCAGCGGGUGCAGCAGCGCCUCCGAGCCCCCCCGGGAUUCCCCCAGCAGCCCCGAGGAUGAGGCGGGCGACGGGGGAGACGGCGGCGACGACGGCGGGGACCGCAAGAGCCCCUGGCAGAGGAGGGAGGAGCGGCCGCUCAUGGUCUUCAACGUCAAGACGGGGGGGUCUGGCACUGCCCCCCGGGCCAGCGGUGCCUCCAAGCUGCCAUAGGGGGGGGGGGGGGGGG
Messenger RNA from Lagopus leucura (white-tailed ptarmigan), 1462 nucleotides. RefSeq names its product family with sequence similarity 171 member A2 (gene FAM171A2). Lineage: Eukaryota; Metazoa; Chordata; Aves; Galliformes; Phasianidae. The annotation marks the transcript as partial. The record is from RefSeq and is a predicted model, not a curated record. The transcript is spliced from 4 exons.